This is a messenger RNA of Setaria italica (foxtail millet), 805 nucleotides long. RefSeq lists its product as uncharacterized. The transcript has 3 exons. The coding region runs from base 65 to 601 and encodes 178 amino acids. The record is from RefSeq and is a predicted model, not a curated record. NCBI's taxonomy places the organism in Eukaryota, Viridiplantae, Streptophyta, Magnoliopsida, Poales, Poaceae.
GAGCAAGCAAUGGGGAGCCACCCAAACCCGGCAAGCCAUCCUUCCCUCCCUCCCCCACGCCCAAAUGCUGGCGACCGCCUGCGGCGCGCCGCCGUGCCCGUGCGCGCGGUCGCGGCUGCUCCCCUCGGCGAGCUUAGGAAUCGGCUAUGGCGGUGCACGCGUCCGCAGCACGAGGCAGAUGGCGCCGAGGAGGGCCGCGGUGGUGCGGUGCGGGCUGCUGCCCGUGGACCCUUGGGCGCCGACCAUGGACUCCCAGAGCGUGGCGUCGCAGCUCUUCGCCGUGUCGCUCUUCCCCUACCUGGGCUUCCUCUACUUCAUGACCAGGUCCAAGACCGCGCCCGGGCUCACGCUCUUCGGAUUCUACUUCCUCCUCGCCUUCGUCGGCGCCACCAUACCUGCUGGGAUUUAUGCAAAAGUUCAUUAUGGAACCUCUCUGUCUAAUGUCGACUGGCUGCACGGGAGUGCAGAAUCGCUGCUUACUCUUACCAAUCUAUUCAUUGUUUUGGGGCUGAGAGGAGCAUUGAGGAAGCUGGAGGAAGAGGAUACAAAGGAGAGCAUUUCUGAAGCUUCUCAAGACAGUAAAGAAAAAAGUUCUGUCUAGACAGUUCUAUCUAUAUGUACCCUGAUUGUGCAUCUAGAGAUGUAGGAGUACAUAUAUUUCUUCUGCUCAACUAGCCAGUAAGGAUUAUGUAUAGAAACCCUCGCAGAUUUUCUUUCUGCAUAUGGUGAUCCAGAACAUGGGAGUUACCGCAGUUCUUGCAGCACUGUGUAACGAUCUAUGGUACUACACUUUCCACUGGGAUAA